AGGCGGCCAUCUUGGUAAAGGUUUCAACUCUGGGUGACGCUAUCUGACGCUACUGAAUGUCCCCGGCUCUCUAAUGUUGGUUUAGGACUUGUCUGUGUCAGAAGGCGACCGUGGACAUAUUGGAAGUGGCACUCUGCGCAUCCCUGAGAGACCAGCGUAGUGCGGCGGCCAUAUUGGUGGUGGCGGAAGAGGCGCUAGUAGUUAUUGGCAAGUAAUCUGUUGCAUAGCACAGCAAGUGUAGCUGCUCAGGAGUGUGCGAUACCCCUUGUUCUAUCCGUAAAUUCAAUGGAGGAAAGCUAUUAAAUGUGAAGAGCUGAUGGUCUGGCAGUUUCGAUGUGAAGAAAGUAUGGCACUUGUGCAGGAUUAGGUUUCUAAAGACACCAUCUGAAGGGAGUUGGGAGGCUGAUGGAUGCUGAUAUAUGAUAAAGGCUAUUGAGGAAUUUUAUGGCAUGAGAGAGCAUGGUGUGAGCUGUAGUACCCAUCAUGCGCCUAUCUGCCAUUCCUGGGUAUCCAAGUUUCCACUUUGCGCUCCUCUUCUUCACUCUCUUUUUGACCCCUCUCUGUUUCCGUAGCUUGCUGUACUCUCCCUUGUUCUCGCGUAGGCUUCACCUCCAGCGCUUGAGUCAUGAGUUCCUACAUCAGAACCUGAGGGAUGGGGCUGACGCCAUGCAACACUUCCAGCGGAUGAUGUCCUCCUCCAGCACCCUCCCACCAAACGUCUCUGUUCCCUGCAUCCACAGGCCCACAGGCAGCCUCCACCCAUCACAUGCCAGUGGAGACACCCCCCUUGUUAUUACCGUUAUAACAACAAGGCGCCGACCUGAAUACCAUUACCUCCUGCAGGUGGCACAUGGCUUUCUGAAGAGGCUGUCUGAGUGUGGGCAAGACUGUGCCAAUUUUCAGCUUUUCAUUUGCAAUGUAGACCCUAUACCAAGUGCCCAUGCUGAUGCCUGUCUUCUCUCCCAUCUCCUGCCAUCAGUGAUGCACCACCUGAAUGAACAACUAGCAGAAGCCCCCAACCGCUUUGAGCAAGAGAAACAGGAUUAUGCUUUCUGCCUGUCUCGCACUCUGGAUGCCUAUUCUCCAGAUUAUGUGCUGCUGGUGGAGGAUGAUGCUGUCCCAUUCACGGAUAUUUUCAGUGCCUUUUUCCAUUUGGUGCAUGUGCGGUUCCCACAGGAACCUCUAGGGGGCGGCCUGUACGCAAAGUUUUACCAUCCAGAGAGACUGCAAGGUUAUUUGAACCCAGAGCCUAUGCGGAUAGUGGAGUGGAUUGGCCUGGGAGGGCUAGCGGGUCUGGUUCUCUCCUGGCUGUACAAAGUCAUCUUUCCCAAACAGCGUUUCAGUUUGUGGAUGUUUGUGGCUUUUGCAGUUUAUGCCAUGUUGCUGGCAGAGCUUGCAGGGCGGCAUUAUCUUCUGGAACUGCGGAGGCUGUCGCCUGCCCUUUACAACGUGGUUCCUGUUACAGAGUGCUGCACUCCAGCCAUGUUGUUCUCUAAAGACUCUGCCCGGAGAACCCUGGGUUACCUGGAGGAAAUGCAGUGUAAGCCCGGUUAUGCCAAGGACAUUGCUCUGUACAAGGAGCUCAGAAAAAGGGGGGAGUGGGCGUGGGCACUAGAACCCAACUUGGUGAAACAUGUGGGUAUGUUCUCCACACUCAGAGGGUCAUAUGAAGAUGAGGAGCCACUGUUGCUAUGAUUUUUGGUGUUCCUUUCUUUUUUGAAGGCAUAGUCACCAGAGCUUGCACUUAUGUUUGGUUAAUUUAGUUAACCAUCUCUGUAGCAGUGAUGAAAUGCGCAAUAUAUCUUUCCUACAAGUGUGGUAACGUGUGUGGUAACGACAACUCACUCGGGAUACUCUAUUUUUGGUAGAAGCUAAACCUAAAGGUGCAUACACACUUGCCCAAUGUGUAUGCUGAGCGAUGAUGUGAAAAUCGCUGGGCGGAAAAUCAUUAAGUGUAUACACACUUAGUUAUUUUCACCCGGCCCAGGGUUGAACCACUUUCCACAGUAGGAAACUGGAAAGUGGUUCACUCGGCCAGUAAAACAGGCCGACGGACUGCGGCGGCCAGCGAUGAUGCGGGAGUGUGCCCCAGUGCUCACCGCCCGGCCAUACACAUUAGGAGGUUUUGAGUUCAAAGUAGCUCAAAAUGCCAAACGUGAGCUACUUUGAGCUCAAAAUCGCCUAGUGGGUAUGGGCCUUAAGACAUAGAUGCAUGUGUAAGGUGGAACCAGUUUGUUUUCCUGCAGUAAAAAUAGCAAAUUAGGGCGGCUGGUAUAAGGCUUGUUCAGUUGCUCUACUUUGAAUUCCAAAUUCAGUAACAUGAAGACAUUUUCACUUAUUACCGCAUAAACAGCAGCUUUCCAGCCGCUUGCUUGUGUGGUUAGACCAGGCCUGGCCAAGCUAUGGCUCUCUAGCUGUUGUGAAAGUACACAUCCCAGCAUGCCCUGCAACAGUUUUAGCACUCCCUAAUGGAAAAACUGUGGCAGGUCAUAUUGGGACUUGUAGUUUCACAACAGCUGGAGAGCCAUAAAUUGGCCAUGCCUGGGUUAGACCAUCAUAGUUUCUAUGUAGGAGAUUCUGCAUAAUAACCUGACAUAAAUAAAAAAAAAAAAAAAACAAGCCAGCGUUGAAUGAUUGGCAGCAAUGUAAAAUGGGUGAGAAUAGAAUUCAUGAAUAUGUCGUAGGUUUAGAUUGGUCAGGUUGCUGUACAGACGCACCUGCAUAGUUACCUCCGCAUCUCUCAGCCAUGAAUGGAUAGGAAGCCGCUGAGAACCGGAGAAUAUAUUUUAUUUUUAUUUUUUAAUUGUUGUCCUUACACAUUAUGUUUUAGCUAUAGGCUUUUGGAUGGAGAAUCCUUGAAGACAUUGGUUCAUUUUUGCCAUUUUAAUGUUAAUAAUUUGUUAUCUAAUGUAAAUCUAUUCAUUGAGGACUGCCAUAAAUUGCUGUAUCAUCAUAUCUACAGAGUAAAAUACACUGGCCUGUAUAAUAAGGAAUAGGGGCAUUAUCACAAAACAAAGCUUAUCCUUUCCUGUACUCUCAGCCUUUGUUCUGCCACAGCAAGCUAUAGCGAAGCUUAAAAUCUGUGGCUGGCGUUCUCCAGACAGCCGAAGCCAGGGAAUAACCUUGACGGGUGUGCUAUAGAAGAUCUACAAUGUCUAGGUCAACCCCACACGGUCGACACUGACAAAAGGUUGACAUGUUUUAAGCUGACAUGAAAAUGUCGACAUGGAAAAUGGUCGACAAAAAAUAAAAGUAGAUACAACUUUUUUUAAUUUUUAUUUUUGGUGUCGUUUUCACCGUCAGAACACAUGGAACCCCAAUAAGUACCGCGUCCCCGUGCAUGGCUCACCAUGCAGAUUACUAUUCCCAAUCUUAGUUCAUGUGAAUGGUAAAGUAUAAAAAAAGGUGUAAAAAAAUGUGCAAAAAAAAAAAAAACAACUUAAAAAGUAGUGUUGACUUUUUGUCAGUGUCGGCCUAAUGUCUGUUGACCAUAUGGGGUCGUCCUAGACAUUGUCUCAACAUUGGAAUCCGACCUUGACCACAAAAUACUCUGUGUAAUCACCACUCAUCAGAGUGUUAAUCGCGAUGUAUUUAGGCGAUGUUGUCCUGUCGUUAGGUCGAUAACUGUGAAAUGCUACCUGAACAAUUGUUUUUCCCGCACCGGCAGCACUACUGUAAACAUGAUUAUUUACCAUCAUGUUUACAGUUGUACUGCUGGCGCUUGUAAAAUGCUUUAGAUAAGUAGCACGUGCCGACCUAAUGGUGCUUGUUGAUAUUCUGAUGGUUCAAAAGACGUAUGUGUCCUGUUUUAAGUUACUGUACCUUAAUCAAAGAUUAGCCAAUAUUUUCUAAUGUAUAGCGAAUACAAACUUUUUGAUGUAGAAGCCACCUUUUUACUGGAGAUACAAAUGAUGUUGUCCAUAAAUUAUAUUUUUGUUGUAUAUGUCUGUAGCUUGUUGGCUACCCUAUAACACUGCUCUUACAACCUUUCUCAAAGGUUUACAGACCUUUCUAUUAAGAAGUACAGUCUCUGACUAGUGUGAAAGUGACUGAACAAAAGAUACAACCUUUUUAAGCUACAGUACCAUGUGAUUUCUCUGACGUCCUAGUGGAUGCUGGGAACUCCGUAAGGACCAUGGGGAAUAGACGGGCUCCGCAGGAGACUGGGCACUCUAAAAGAAAGAUUGGGUACUAUCUGGUGUGCACUGGCUCCUCCCUCUAUGCCCCUCCUCCAGACCUCAGUUAGAAUCUGUGCACGGCCAGAGCUGGAUGCACCUAGUGGGCUCUCCUGAGCUUGCUAGAAAGAAAGUAUUUGUUAGGUUUUUUAUUUUCAGUGAGAUCUGCUGGCAACAGACUCACUGCUACGUGGGACUGAGGGGAGAGAAGCAAACCUACCUGUGUGCAGCUAGCUUGUGCUUCUUAGGCUACUGGACACCAUUAGCUCCAGAGGGUUCGAACACAGGGCCUGACCUCGAUCGUCCGUUCCCGGAGCCGCGCCGCCGUCCACCUUGCAGAGCCAGAAGACAGAAGAAGGAGAUAAAAUCGGCGGCAGAAGACUCCGGUCUUCAUUAAGGUAGCGCACAGCACUGCAGCUGUGCGCCAUUGCUCCCACUGCACACCACACACUCCGGUCACUGUAGGGUGCAGGGCGCUGGGGGGGGGGGGCGCCCUGGGCAACAAUAAGUAUACCUUUUGGCAAUAUAUACACAUAAUACAGUCUGGAAAACCUGUAUAUGUGUAAAACCCCGCCAUUUUUAGUCAGAAACAGGACAGAAGCCCGCCGCUGAGGGGGCCGGGCCUUCUUCCUCAGCACACCAGCGCCAUUUUCUCUUCACAGCUCCGCUGGAAGGAAGCUCCCCAGGCUCUCCCCGGCAGUAUCCUGGUACACAAAGGGUGAAAAGAGAGGGGGGGGCACAUAAAUUUAGGCGCAAAAAAAAUUGUAUAUACAGCAGCUACUGGGUAAACGCUGAGUUGUAGUGUAAGCCCUGGGUUAUAUAGCGCUGGGGUGUGUGCUGGCAUACUCUCUCUCUGUCUCUCCAAAGGGCCUUGUGGGGGAACUGUCCUCAAAUAGAGCAUCCCCUGUGUGUGUGGUGUGUCGGUACGCGUGUGUCGACAUGUCUGAGGUAAAAGGCUCCUCUAAGGAGGUGAUAGAGCGGAUAUGUGUGUGAGAGGGUGUCUCCGUCGACAACGCCGACACCCGUUUGGAUAUGUGUAAGUGCUCAGGUGAAUUUAUUGCACAAAAAGACUGGAAAUCUAACCAUGUCUGUCCCUAUGUCACAGAGACCUUCAAAGUCUCUCAAUGCUCACUAUCCAUAAUAACAAACACUGGUAUCGACAUGGAGUUUAACUCCACUGUCGACUACGAUAAUGCAAAGUUACAUCCAAGAUGGCUAUAAGGUAUUCAAUAUAUGAUUAUUGAAAUAAUAGAUGAUUUGCAUAUCACUGAUGACUCAUCUGUCCCUGACACGAGAGUACACAUGUUUAAGGGGAAGAAUGCUGAGGUAAAUUUCCCUCCUCUCAUGAGGAAAAAGAGCGGGAAUCUCCAGACAAGAGACGGCAGCUUCCCACAAGAGAAUUCUCAGGCUGUAUCCUUUCCCCACUAGGGCCAGGAUAUGUUGAGAAUCUUCCCCUGGGGUGUCCUGUUUGCACAGACUGUAGCACUUGCUAUUCUCAGGGAUCCUGCAGAUAGCGUGCACAUUCUAGUAUACUACCCAGCCCGGCGAUUGUGUCGGCAUGGGUUUAUAGCGCUGUGGCAGCGUGGACAGGUACCUUAUCAGCAGAGAUGAGACCCUAGUAUGCAAUAUAAAUAUGUUAAAGAUGCUGUCUUAAGUGAUAGAUAUAUAGUUAUAAAGCAUGCCCAAAGAGACAUGAGUAUACUGGGUCCUAGAGUCAAAGCUAUGUCGAUCUCUGCUUGACGUGUCCUGUAGAAUAUGCAUUGGACAGAUGAUGCCGACUUAAGAGGCAUAAGGAAGGCUGAGGAUUGUGUGGAGAAGGGUUCUCGGGCCUGGUCUCCACAGCUAUAGCUGGUAUUUCUGCUAGUUUGCCUUAUAUUCCUGCACAGCCUAAGAAAGCACGACAUUAUUAAAUGCAGCCUUUCGUAUAAAGAAACAAGAAAGUCUGAGGGGCGUCCUUUCUUGUCAGAGCCGGGCAGCUAGUUCCCAGGGACAGAAGUCCUCCCCGGCCCCUACAAAAAUCCACCAAUGUCGCUGGGGCUCCACAGGCGGAGCUAGGCCCGGUAGGGACACGCCUUCGUAAGUUCAGCCACAAGUGGGUUCACUCCCUGUUCGAUCCCUGGGCAAUAGAUAUUGUGUCUCAGGGAUACAAGCUGGACUGUGAGAAGAUGCCCCUCUCACUGACGGCCCUGCGGGCUUCCCCCCAAGAGAGGGAGCCAGUGUUAUCUGCAAUUCACAAAUUGUAUCUUUAACAGGUGGUGGUCAACAAGAGGGUGUUAUUAUUAGACCAUGUUGUAAUCCCGAAACCAGACGGUUCGGUCAGACCCAUAUUGAAUUAAAAAUCCCUGAACAUAUACCUGAAAAGGUUCAAGUUCAAGAUGGAAUCGCUAAGAGCGGUCAGUGCAAGCCUAAAAAGGUGGAGACUUUAUUGUGAAUCGGGACAUAAGGGAUGCAUACCUUCAGGUCCCCAUUUAUCCACCUCAUUAGGUGUACCUCAGAAUUGCGGUACGGGAUUGUCAUUACCAAUUUCAGAUGUUGCCGUUUGGUCUCUCCACGGCCUCGAGAAUAUUCACCAUGGUAAUGGCGCAUAUGAUUGUGCUCCUGCGGAAGCAAGGUGUCACUAUUAUCACGUACUUGGACGAUCUCCUCAUAAAAGCGAGAUCAAGAGAGCAGUUGCUGAACAGCGUAUCACUUUCUCUGGAAGUGUAACGGCAACACGGCUGGAGUCUAUAUGUUCCAAAGUCGCAGUUGUUUCCUACAGCUCAUCUGCCUCUCCUAGGCACGACCCUAGGCACAGACCAGAAAAGGGUCAUCUCCCGAUAGAGAGAGCUCAGGAGCUCAUGACACUGGUCAGGAAUCUAUUAAAACCAAAACAGGUGUCAGUGCAUCACUGCACUCGAGUCCUGGGAAGGAUGGUGGCAUCAUACGAGGCCAUCCCCUUAGGCAGGUUCCAUGCGAGGACCUUCCACUGGGACUUACUGGACAAGUGGUCCGGAUCACCUCUUCAGAGGCAUCGGUUAAUCACCCUAUCCCCCAGGGCCAGGGUGUCUCCUGUGGUGGCUGCAGAGUGCUCACCUUCUCGAGGGCCGCAGAUUCGGCAUUCAGGACUGGAUCCUGGUGACCACGGAUGCAAGCCUCCGAGGGUGGGGGGCAGUUACACAGGGAAGAAAUUUCCAAGGUCUGUGAUCGUCAACUGACUUGCCUUCACAUCAAUAUCCUGGAACUAAGGGCCAUAUACAACGCCCUAAGUCAAGCGGAGAUCCUGCUUCGCGACCAACCGGUUCUGAUCCAGUCAGACCGCAGGGGUUCAUGUAAACCGCCAAGGCGGCACAAGGAGCAGGGUGGCGAGGGUAGAAGCCACCAGAAUUCUUCGCUGGGCGGAGAAUCAAGUAAGCGCACUGUCAGCAGUGUUCGUUCCAGGAGUGGACAUCUGGGAAGCAGACUUCCUCAGCAGGCACGACCUCCACCCGGGAAAGUGGGGAAUUCAUCAGGAAGUCUUCACGCAGUUUGCAAAUUGAUGGGAACUGCCUAAGGUGGACUAGAUGGCGUCCCACCUCAAUAAAAAGCUAAAAAAGGUUUUACGCCGGGUCAAGGGACCCUCAGGUGAUAGCUGUGGUCGCACUAGUAACACCGUGGGUGUUCCAGUCGGUCUCUGUAUUCCCUCCUCUUCCUCUCAUACCCAAGGGCUGAUGAAUUGUAAUAAAAGGAGGAGUGAAAACAAUAUUCUUUGCUCCGAAUUGGCCAAGAAGGACUCGGUACCCGGAGCUGCAGGAAAUGCUCUCAGAGGACUCAGGGCUUCUGCCUCUCAGACAGGACAUGUUGCAACAAGGGCCCUGUCUGUUCCAAAAUUUACCGCGGAUGCAUUUGACGGCAUGGCGGUUGAACGCCGGAUCCUAGCGGAAAAGGGCUUUCCGGAUGCAGUUAUUCCUACGCUGAUAAAGGCUAGGAAAGACGUGACAGCAAGACUUUUUCACUGUAUAUGGCGAAAAUAGGUUGCUUGGUGUGAGGCCGGGAAGGCCCUACAGAGGAAUUCCAGCGGGGUCGAUUCCUGCACUUCCUACAGUCAGGAGUGACUAUGGGCCUAAAAUUAGGAUCCAUAAAGGUCAAGAUUUCGGCCCUAUACAUUUUCUCUAAAAAUGAACUGGCUUCACUGCCUGAAGUUCAGACGUUGUUCCGGGGGUGCUGCAUAUUCAGACUCCUUUUGUGCCACCGGUGGCACCUUGGGAUCUUAACGUUGUGUUGGAUUUCCUGAAAUCCCACUGGUUUGAGCCACUUAAGACCAUGGAGCUAAAAUAUCUCACGUGGAAAGUGGUCAUGCUAUUGGCCUUAGCUUCGGCUAGGCGUGUGUCAGUAUUGGCGGUUUUGUCAUGUAAAAACUCUUAUCUGAUCUUCCAUAUGGACAGGGCAGAAUUGAGGACUCGUCCCCAAUUUCUUCCUAGGGUGGUAUCAUCGUUUCAUUUGAACCAGCCUAUUGUGGUGCCUGCGGCUACUCGGGACUUGGAGGAUUCCAAGUUGCUGGACGUAGUCCGGGCUUUGAAAAUUUGUUUCCAGAAAGGCGGGAGUCAGAAAGUCUGACUCGCUGUUUAUUCUGUAUGCAGCCAAUAAGGUUGGCGCUCCUGCUUCGAAGCAGACUAUUGUUCGCUGGAUCUAUAGCACGAUUCAGCUGGUUCACUCUGCGGCUGGAGUGCCGCAUCCAAAAUGGUAAAAGCCCAUUCCACAAGGAAGGUGGGCUCUUCUUGGGCGGCUGCCCGAGGGGUCUCGGCUUUACAGCUUUGCCGAGCUGCUACUUGGUCGGGGUCAAACAAGUUUGCUAAGUUCUACACGUUUGAUACCCUGGCUGAGGAGGACCUUGAGUUUGCUCAUGCGGUGCUGCAGAGUCAUUCGCACUCUCCCGCCCGUUUGGGAGCUUUGGUAUAAUCCCCAUGGUCCUUACGGAGUUCCCAGCAUCCACUAGGACGUCGGAGAAAAUAAGAAUUUACUCACCGGUAAUUAUAUUUCUCGUAGUCCGUAGUGGAUGCUGGGCGCCCGUCCCAAGUGCGGACUCUCUGCAAUACAUGUAUAUAGUUAUUGCUUAACUAAAGGGUUAUUGUUAUGAGCCAUCUGUUACUGAGGCUCAGUUGUUGUUCAUACUGUUAACUGGGUAUGGUUAUCACAAGUUGUACGGUGUGGCUGGUAUGAGUCUUACCCUGGAUUCCAAAUCCUUUCCUUGUUGUGUCAGCUCUUCCGGGCACAGUUUCCUUAACAAAGGUCUGGAGGAGGGGCAUAGAGGGAGGAGCCAGUGCACACCAGAUAGUACCUAAUCUUUCUUUUAGAGUGCCCAGUCUCCUGCGGAGCCCGUCUAUUCCCCAUGGUCCUUACGGAGUUCCCAGCAUCCACUACGGACUACGAGAUAUAGAAUUACCGGUGAGUAAAUUCUUAUUUUUUCAGGCAUCUGGUUUUCAGCAAAUAUUAUUCUCCCCAUCAAAAAAUUGUUAGUUGUGAACCGUUUUCUGCUGCCUUAUGUAUAAAAUGGUUCCGGUAUGAAUGGUCGACCAUGUUAUGGUCGACAGUCAUUAGGUCGACGACUAUUGGUCGACAUUGACAUGGUCAACAUGGACACAUGGUCGACACAUGAAAAUGGUAGACCUAUGAAAAGGUCGACAUGAGUUUUUUAACUUUUUUUUGUGUCGUUUUUUGCGUAAAGUGACUGGGAACCCCAAUUAGUGUACCGCGUCCCCUCGCAUGGCUCGCUUCGCUCGCCAUGCUUCGGGCAUGGUGCCUUCGCUCCGCUACCGCUUCGCUCGGCACACUUUACCGUUCCAAUCGUAGUCCAUGUGUAUCGUAAAGUAUGGAAAAGUUCCCCAAAAGAAAAAAAAGUUAAACUCAUGUCGACCUUUUCAUGUGUCGACCUUUCAUGUGUCGACCAUGUCAAUGUCGACCUAAUUACUGUCGACCAUAACAUGGUCGACCAUGUGAACGGAUACCGUAUAAAAUACAGCUCUCUUGAAUGCUGAUUGAGAAGACCCUUUUUUUUCCUGAAGGUUUAGUUUCAGAAGACAUUAGCCAAGUGACUCUGCAAAUAACACUUUUGAGCUUUCACGGUGCACUUUCUUGUUAUCGAUUGGUGUCUGACUACUUUUAAGUCUGGAUAUUUCACAUUUAAUUUACUUAGAAGAUUAUAUAUUUUUCAUAUGCUGUUAUAUGGAUGCACUCC
Molecule: messenger RNA, 10365 nt
Organism: Pseudophryne corroboree (corroboree frog)
Lineage: Eukaryota; Metazoa; Chordata; Amphibia; Anura; Myobatrachidae
Gene: PGAP4
Product: post-GPI attachment to proteins GalNAc transferase 4
Exons: 2
Coding region: 484-1695 (403 amino acids)
Biological process (GO): GPI anchor biosynthetic process
Cellular component (GO): Golgi membrane
Molecular function (GO): glycosyltransferase activity
Source: RefSeq, a predicted model, not a curated record